This is a messenger RNA of Cyclospora cayetanensis, 2595 nucleotides long. RefSeq lists its product as uncharacterized. NCBI's taxonomy places the organism in Eukaryota, Apicomplexa, Conoidasida, Eucoccidiorida, Eimeriidae. The transcript has 2 exons. The record is from RefSeq and is a predicted model, not a curated record. The coding region runs from base 1 to 2595 and encodes 864 amino acids.
AUGUGGAGAGCAGCUGUUGCUGCUGCCUCCCGAUCCCAAGCCUUCGGGGGGCCCCCCCCCCGAGCAAGAAGCUUGACGCUUCUUAGGAUUGGCGCCUCUACUGCUGCAGCAGCCGAAUCAGCAGCGCCACUCGACGCAUUAGGCUGCGCUUACUGUGCAAAUGGGAGGCUUAGAUCGCGGGGGGAGUGGCUUGCAACGGGGGAAGCCUCGCUGUUGCAGCGAGGCUUCCCCCGUUGCAAGUACGUGCAGCGGCAGCAACAUCGAGGCCUAGCAACUGAGAGCAUCUCGGCUAUAUUGCGGCAAAUGGAGAGGGAACCCCGCAGCUUGCAGCUGGGGAAGCUGGGGAGUGGAACCGAAGGCCUCGUUGCUGCCGCAUCAGGAAGCCUGCUGCUUUGUGAGGGCCUCGCAGCGGCUCGCCUGGGGGAUGCGCUAUUCGUGAAGGGCCUCAUCGGGGGGGAUCCCUCCCGAGUGGGAGUCGUGCUCGAGCUGUGGAAGAAGCACGUGCUGGUGGGGCUGCUGCAAGACUUCCCCUCUGGCUCCACAGCACAGGCAGGUAGUAAAGCGACGGGGGAGGGGGGCUUUGCGCAGAGGAGGGGCGAAGCUGCGAGCUCCAUAGAGGAGCUGCUGCAACAACUGCAGCGGCAGCAGCUGCAAGCGCAAGACAUGCGGGAGACGGCGCUGUGCAGCCUGGUGAACAGCCCUAUCGGGUUUCCCGACGGCAGCGCUUGCAGCGUCAGGGAGGUUUGGGGGGACUGCAGUGUGUCGGUAGAGGUGCUCUCGCCAGCUGCAGCGCUUCUGCAGCUGCAUCAGGAGGCAGCAGCAGCAACUGCUGCUGCUGCGGAGCAGCUGUACAGGCCUCCUCCUGCGCUGCAGCUGUGGCGAGCCUGUAGCACACGUCAGCGUCGGCGGGGAGGAGAAGGCUCGCAGAGUGCAAGCUGCACCCACUACCAAAGGCCGCCUCUGCUUUUAUCCGGAUGGGCACCUCUCGAUGCGUUGUUGCCGGUUGGCGCAGGAGAUGUGGUGCUGUUGCAUGGCCCUUUCAGAUCAGGAAAGACAUCGCUGAUGCUGCACAGUGUGGCCUUAUGGCUGCAGCAGCUAGCCGUGGAGGCAGCAACGGAUCAAGUCGCAGGAACAGCCCCCACGUCAGACUCCGCAGCUCCAACAGCGGUUCUGGUGCUGUUAGGUCUUUCGGGGUAUUCCCUUGCACAGCAGCUUCGUUCGCUGCGCGCUGCCUUUGCUGCAGCGCGGCAGCAGAUGCAGCAGAUACAGAUGCGGCAGAUGCGCUCUCAGCAGAUGCAGCUGAAAGUGUUGUACGUUGCACCUGGGGAGGAGGCAUGCGUCUCAGCCUUUGUUGCUCCCCUGUUGGGGCUUCGACUGGCGCAAGUACUGCAGCGCAGGCAUAAGGGUCGGAAGGGCGGUGCAGCAGUGCUUUUGGCAGCCGAUGGGUUGCAUGUGCAAGCUGCUGCAGCAGCAGAGGUAUCCAAUUCGUUGCAGCAGCUUGCGCCAGCUGGAGAGGCAACCCUGAGAGGACCCCUCUGUUUUCCGCAUUCAAUGUAUGGGCUACUUGCCAGUGACGAAGAGGGCACUCUUGCGGCGGCAACACCAGCAUCAUCAGCGCAGCAUGAGGAGGCACACGUGCAACCUCUGACGAGAAUCUUCUGCGUCGAUACCGAAGGAGACGAAGAAGACGCAACUGCUACUACGAGGAUAGCAAGCAGCUUCUCUGGGGCCUCUGCAGUGACUGCUUUGGCUUCGCUUUCCAACGCAUGUGUCUCGUUGAGGAGCGGUAAGAGCAGCAGCAUCAGGCGAGGCAGCGCUGGAGCCUCGGUGCCUUGUGUGGAUUGGAGCAAGUUGUUGCAGCAGUCGCCGCAGCGGGUGCUGGCAGACGCAUUCUCCUCUCUUAGCAGCUGCUGCUUCUCCCCCGCGUUCUCUAAUGCUGCAGCUGCCUCGGAGACUGUGCAGCUGCAUCAAGCAGCCGUCGCUGCUGCGGAGGCGCUUGUUCGAGUGAGUCGCAGCAGCAGCCCCUCCAGCAGGGCAGCAGCACAGCCGCUGCUGCUGCGCAUUGCUGCGGCCGCCUUCCUGUGGCAGCAGCACCAACUGCAGCAAGAAGGAGAGAGACAGCACCUCCUGAAGCAGCUCCGGCUGCAUGUGGAGGACCACGAAGCAGAAGAACUUCGCAGUUUGCGACUUGCCGCUGCCGUUGUCGCUGUUCAGCAGCGCCAGCCGCCGCUGUAUCGCAGCUUGCCCGAGCAGCUCCUGCUGCUUCGUGCUGCAGCCUUUUACUUCUUUGACCCCUUCCACGAUUCUUGCAGCAGCAGCACCAUAAGCAUUGCGAAAAAAGCGGCUACGUUCAGCGAACAGCUGCUGCAGCAGUUCCCGGCUACUUACCCGUCGCUGUGGACUGAGCUGCAGCAACAUCUGCACGGCUUGCACAGCCUCGCUUCAGAAGGGCUGGCAGGGGAGGCCUCCACCACACUGCAGCAUCGCUGCAGCCCCCGGGAGGCGGCUGUUGCUGCCCUCCUCCUGCUGCGGCGCAUCGAUGAAGCUCUCUUCUCUUUAAGAGAAAGCUUCAGUCUAACGCGCACUCUUCCGUAG